UCUAGACAGGGCGGCCAUUUCGAGUUGUGAUAGCAAUAAGAAUCUAAAAUACCCUACAAUGCCAACUCAUUCCUCAGUGUGAAUGGCCAUUGGAUCUUUAUAGUAUAUAAACAGAGAGAAGCCCAGUCAGUUAGACAUACGUAAUGUCUAACACUAUAGUACGACGUCGCCAAACGGAGGCGGAAAAGAAUAUCAACAGACUUCGAAAUGUUAUGCCAAAUAAAUAUACCGAACUGUGUUUAAUGCACUUGUCAUUCUUACUGGAUUUAGACGGGAGUAAAUUGGAAGACUUGGGAGAUACUGAACCGAAACAGGAUAACAAGAAAAGAGGCUGUUCUACUCCAUUUUCAAAAAAGAAAGAAAAGACAUUGUUUGGUUCUCCAAUUACACAGGGAAAUAUUGCUCAAAUAUAUCAGCUGAUUGAAUUCCUCAGCCGACCAGAAAAUAUUCGUAAAGAAGGAAUAUUUCGUAAAUGUGGAAACUGUAAUCGACAGAAAUUAUUAAAAGAAUGGUUGAUACAGGGCAGUAGUAACUUGGGAUUAGAUGAUGGAACUUUCUCUGCCCAUGAUUCCGCUGUUGUAUUAAAGAAUUAUCUCCAGGAUUUACCUGAACCUCUUCUUACUGAGAAACAUUUUCAAUGCUAUAGACAAAUUUUAGAUAUGGGUAAAUAUCUUAGAUCAGACAAAGAAAAACAGAUAGCCAAAGAGAAACAAGUUAAAGCCAUCCAAGUUCUUAUUUUAAUGUUACCAAGAGAAAACGCUUUAUUGUUAGAAUGUGUAUUGGAUUUAUUACAUCGUGUUAGUAAAGUUAGUGAAAAUAUGAUGACAGCUAAUUCUCUUGGAACUAUCUUCGCACCACAUCUUCUCUGUUCUAGAAAGAUGACAGCUUUAGAGUUACAUGCUCUCUCUGGAUGUUGUACACAGAUCACCACACUCAUGAUUGAAAAUGCGCCCCAACUCUUCAAAAUUCCACAAGAAUUAGCCAUUGAUGUUUCAAAUUUUUGGAAGCAGAUGGAGGAUCCUGCCAGUGUAAUGAAAACCAAUAGUGAAAAGUUAGAAAACUUCAGUAAAUCUAAACAAAAGAACAAUAGUGGUCCCGCCAUUAAUACAGUCAUUUGUUAUAAUGAUCGCCAAGGACAACUUACCAAAGAAACAGACACACAAGUGGCUUUAGCUGGACUUUAUGCCCAUGUACAUGCCAUGCCCGACUCUGCCAAGAAGAAGAAAUUACUAAAACAAUUCCAAAGAGCCAACCGUCCAUCUACACCUAAAAGUAACAAGCAUUCUCGUAGCAAAACUUUUGGAGAAUCAUUAAAGAAACACUUCCCAGUAUUACACAAGCAUAAACGGAAUGACUCUAACGAUCCCUGCAGCACUACAAGUGGUCUAGCAUGGGCCGUCACUAAGCCAAUCACAAUAGAGGAAUCUGGUAAUGAUAAAGUAACUAUUAUUUCCUGCGGUACUACAACUACACCCUGUACGCCAUCCACACCACGUACUAAUCCUCGCAGAAUAGGGCCUACUAGUCCUGCUGUUCAUGUUGUUGACAUGUGGCAGUCCCCCCUACCCAAGUCACGAAAACGUCCAAGUGAUGAAUCGAACGAAAAUAUUCCCAAAAAGGAGUCAAGGAAAUCACCUGUAACAGAAUCCCUGCCAGUCGCAGAGAAAGAAAUCAGCUUCCUGAAAAGAAAUGCGCCCAUUAAAAAAAUUCUUGUCUUCACACCCGAACAUAAUAAACCAGUGGCUCUAGUCUCUCCUAUUACACAAUCUGUCAUCAAGGCAUCAAAAGAGUGUCAGAAAGCAAUAUUAACACCAAGAUCAAGAAAACCUAUGCAAUACAUUCAGUCUCCACCAGAACGAGAGAGCUCCAUUUAAACACCCCCAAAUAUGUUGUUUAAUGACAUAAGCUUAGUGCUGUAUAUUUCAAUCAUCACCUUCUAUAUGUACAAAAACUGUGCUAUUUCUCUCUUAAAAGUCUAUUAAUGUAUUCUCUAUUUUCCCUUUCUUUCCUAUGUACAUUAUGAAGGUGUAUGUAUUGAUAUGUAAAUAUAUAAAAUCUUAAAGUGCUAUUAAUCUCUAUUUAUAUACCAGAGAGAAAUUUUUAAAUAAAGUUUUAUCAACUUAAAGAUGUGUAUCGAGAUAUGAAUUAUAAUCAUGGUAUUAUGGUAUAAAUAUAUAGUUUUCUUCCUAACAUAUAUUUUUAAAGUAUAUGGACCUAUUUAUGUAUUAAAAUAACAAUGAAUGUGCCAUUAUUAAUCAUUGCUUAUUGUAACCUAUUCAAAAUGGAAUUGUUAUAUAGAUCAAAUUAUAUAUGGUAUGAUUUAACAUAUCUAAUAUUAACAAUCUUCUAAAGGGAUUUUUUCAUUAUGGAUAAAUAAAAUUUUAUUAAUUUUACAGACUGACAUGCAUCACCCUCUUUUAAAAUUUAACUAAUAAUAUUUUUUAUCCAUAAAGGAAAGCCUCAGGGUAUUUAUUGUAGCAAAUUUAAAUUAAUUUUCUUUUACUUCUAUGACCCAGUACUUACAUGAAUUUAAAAGUUGAAUAUUAUAAUUAUAUGAAAAAUUGAAUAAUUAAUUAUCCACCAUCAAAAUUAACCAAAAUUUAUGAAUAUGUUUUUGAUCAUAGUUGUGAUUCCUUUUUAAUUUUUUGUUAAAUUUCUCAAAGUUUGUACAUGCAUUGAAUAUGUAUAUAAAAUUUAUAUAUUAUAUUGUAUAAAGUAUA
Messenger RNA from Patella vulgata (common limpet), 2720 nucleotides. RefSeq names its product rho GTPase-activating protein 19. NCBI's taxonomy places the organism in Eukaryota, Metazoa, Mollusca, Gastropoda, Patellidae. Gene Ontology annotation, biological process: regulation of small GTPase mediated signal transduction; signal transduction. The record is from RefSeq and is a predicted model, not a curated record. Gene Ontology annotation, molecular function: GTPase activator activity. The coding region runs from base 144 to 1874 and encodes 576 amino acids. Gene Ontology annotation, cellular component: cytoplasm. The transcript has 10 exons.